AUGGAAAAUAACAAGCUCAACUCAACAGAUAAGAAUAUAACAGAUGAAACAGCUACAAUUUGUAAUAAAAAGCCACUAAGCGACUCUAAAGUAGAUCUAUUUGUUAAUGAUUCAAACAAAGAGUCUCCAGUAUGCAUUAAAUCAACAACAGAAACAGAAGAAAAUAAGAGAAAUAGCACUAAUGUUAAUGCGCCCUACGAAGCUUUAGAAGUGAUCCAAAAUUUAGAGAAUAAUAGUAGGUCGCUGGGAAUGUCUAAGUAUGUAUAUUUAAUAAUAUAUAAUCUUAUUUUAUGGUCUUUUGGCAUCUCUUUAAUACUUUACUUAACUAUUAUAUUAUAUAGUGAUGAUAAUGGUAAAAUGAGUAAAGAAAUGAAAAAUGAUAUAGGAAUUUCUGAAUUUGGUUUUUCGGCUUUACAAUACUUUCAGUGCUUCAGUAAUCUUCUAUAUGCAUAUGUUACAAUGUAUAGUAUGGGGAAAAUUAGCGAUAUUAUAUACGAUAGAGGCAAUACGGGAGUAUUUAUUGCGAUCGUUUUUAUUCUGCUGUGUUUGAGCUUAGUUUGUAUAUCCUAUUGUGCAGGGAUAUUUUUGACUAUUUUCUUAUCCUACAAAGGAAUAUUUUAUUUUAUUAUAGUUAUGUCCAUAAUAAUACAAAUUUUAUCCAGUAUUUGUGUAUACUCCUAUAUUUCUAUAAGCCAAAAAGCCUCAGGAUCUAGAUACAGGACGUUAUACGUUGCUAAAUCAUAUUUUAAAAGGAUAUUCUGUGCAAUAUACCAUCUAAACACCAUAGUUUGUAUUGUGCUGUGCAUAAUAAUGGCAGUAAAUAGGUAUAAUUGGGUGAAUAACUUUCAUUCUAAAAUAACAGCUAAAGUCGUGGCAAAUGCCACUAACUCUUCAGCUCUGUCUCUAUAG
This is a messenger RNA of Nematocida parisii ERTm1, 909 nucleotides long. RefSeq lists its product as uncharacterized. The transcript has a single exon. Bases 1 to 909 code for a protein of 302 amino acids. The record is from RefSeq and is a predicted model, not a curated record. Lineage: Eukaryota; Fungi; Microsporidia.